GGGCGAGCGAGCGAGCUAGGAGCCGCAGCGGCCGGCCGGCCCGCGAGUGCAGGAGCGGACCACGGCGGCCCCGCCUCGCCCUCCGCCCCGGCCCCGAGGAGCCCCCGGCGCGGGCGGCCGGCCAGGGACGCCCCGUCCCGAGCAGAGCCGCACCUCGAGCCCCCGCGGCCACCCCGAGGGCCUGGGCUCGCGCGGGCGCACGCAGGAGAGCCGAGCCGGGACACCCCGACUUUCUGAGCUCGGCGCUCGGGGCUGGUAGAACAAAGUGCGGGACGGAACCCGAGGUGGGGCGCUGGACCCCGAGAGCCGCCUUGCGUCGGAAUAACCCGCUGUGUCCUCUGUCACCAUGAGGAACAUCUUCAAGAAGACCCAGGAGCCCGUUGUGGCUCCUGCUGCCACUGCCGCCACUGCUGCCACCACCACCACCACCACCACCAUGCCAGUCGGGCCUGCAGAUAACUCCACCGAGAGCGGGGGGCCCGGGGAGAGCAAGGAGGACAUGUUCGCCAAGCUGAAGGACAAAUUCUUCAACGAGAUCAACAAGAUCCCCCUGCCGCCCUGGGCGCUGAUCGCCAUCGCGGUGGUGGCCGGUCUCCUCAUCCUCACCUGCUGCUUCUGCAUCUGCAAGAAAUGCUGCUGCAAGAAGAAGAAGAACAAGAAGGAGAAGGGCAAAGGCAUGAAGAACGCCAUGAACAUGAAGGAUAUGAAGGGCGGCCAGGAUGACGACGAUGCGGAGACGGGCCUGACGGAGGGCGAGGGCGAGGGCGAGGGCGAGGAGGAGCCCGAGAACCUGGGCAAGCUGCAGUUCUCUCUGGACUACGACUUCCAGGCCAACCAGCUGACCGUGGGGGUGCUGCAGGCCGCGGAGCUGCCGGCCCUGGACAUGGGAGGCACCUCGGACCCUUACGUCAAAGUCUUCCUCCUUCCAGACAAGAAGAAGAAAUACGAGACGAAAGUGCACCGGAAGACGCUGAACCCCGCCUUCAACGAGACCUUCACCUUCAAGGUGCCCUACCAGGAGCUGGGGGGCAAGACCCUGGUGAUGGCCAUCUACGACUUCGACCGCUUCUCCAAGCAUGACAUCAUUGGGGAGGUGAAGGUGCCCAUGAACACGGUGGACCUGGGCCAGCCCAUCGAGGAGUGGCGGGACCUGCAGGGCGGCGAGAAGGAGGAGCCAGAGAAACUGGGCGACAUCUGCACUUCGCUGCGCUACGUGCCCACGGCCGGAAAGCUCACGGUCUGCAUCCUGGAAGCCAAGAACCUGAAGAAGAUGGACGUGGGCGGCCUCUCGGACCCCUACGUGAAGAUCCACCUGAUGCAGAACGGCAAGAGGCUCAAGAAGAAGAAGACGACGGUGAAGAAGAAGACGCUGAACCCCUACUUCAAUGAGUCCUUCAGCUUCGAGAUCCCCUUCGAGCAGAUCCAGAAAGUCCAGGUCGUGGUCACCGUGCUGGACUACGACAAGCUGGGCAAGAACGAGGCCAUCGGCAAGAUCUUCGUGGGCAGCAACGCCACGGGCACGGAGCUGCGGCACUGGUCCGACAUGCUGGCCAACCCCCGGAGGCCCAUCGCGCAGUGGCACUCCCUCAAGCCCGAGGAGGAGGUGGACGCGCUGCUGGGCAAGAACAAGUAGGCAGGAGUGGCCGGGACGCCUCGGACACUGGCAGAUGCAGAGCGACCGAUACCUCAGUUCCGCAACCUCCAGGUCUUCUUCCUCCCCUCCGUUUGUGGUGGUGUCCUCGGUUUCUUCCCUUCCCCUUUCCCUCUGGAAAGACCCACUUCCUUCUGAGGGCUGUGUCGGAGAGUCCCCCCCCCGAGGUUCCAGAGA
Messenger RNA from Sorex fumeus (smoky shrew), 1828 nucleotides. RefSeq names its product synaptotagmin 2 (gene SYT2). The transcript is spliced from 9 exons. Gene Ontology annotation, cellular component: axon; dense core granule; synaptic vesicle membrane. The record is from RefSeq and is a predicted model, not a curated record. Gene Ontology annotation, biological process: calcium ion-regulated exocytosis of neurotransmitter; regulation of dopamine secretion; regulation of calcium ion-dependent exocytosis. Gene Ontology annotation, molecular function: phosphatidylserine binding; calcium-dependent phospholipid binding; clathrin binding. Bases 347 to 1633 code for a protein of 428 amino acids. Lineage: Eukaryota; Metazoa; Chordata; Mammalia; Eulipotyphla; Soricidae.